This is a messenger RNA of Haliotis rubra (blacklip abalone), 728 nucleotides long. RefSeq names its product carboxypeptidase Y-like. Bases 33 to 728 code for a protein of 231 amino acids. The record is from RefSeq and is a predicted model, not a curated record. The transcript is spliced from 2 exons. Lineage: Eukaryota; Metazoa; Mollusca; Gastropoda; Lepetellida; Haliotidae.
CACUGUACGUGAAGAGUGAUGAAGGUCAACACAUGCCACGACUCCGACUGUACGUGAAGAGUGAUGAAGGUCAACACAUGCCACGCCUCCCACUGUACGUGAAGAGUGAUGAAGGUCAACACAUGCCACGCCUACCACUGUACGUGAAGAGUGAUGAAGGUCAACACAUGCCAAGCCUACCACUGUACGUGAAGAGUGAUGAGGGUCAACACAUGCCACGCCUACCACUGUACGUGAAGAGUGAUGAGGGUCAACACAUGCCACGCCUACCACUGUACGUGAAGAGUGAUGAGGGUCAACACAUGCCACGCCUACCACUGUACGUGAAGAGUGAUGAGGGUCAACACAUGCCACGCCUACCACUGUACGUGAAGAGUGAUGAAGGUCAACACAUGCCACGCCUACCACUGUACGUGAAGAGUGAUGAAGGUCAACACAUGCCACGCCUACCACUGUACGUGAAGAGUGAUGAAGGUCAACACAUGCCACGCCUACCACUGUACGUGAAGAGUGAUGAAGGUCAACACAUGCCACGACUCCGACUGUACGUGAAGACUGAUGAGGGUCAACACAUGCCACCCCUACCACUGUACGUGAAGCGUGAUGAGGGUCAACACAUGCCAAGCAUACCACUGUACGUGAAGAGUGAUGAGGGUCAACACAUGCCACGUCUACGACUAUACGUGAAGACUUAUGAGGGUCAACAUAUGCCUCUCCUACCACUAUAA